GUGGGACAUGGCGAGCACCUAUGAGGUGAACCGCCGAGACACCGGCACCGCGUAGUGGGGCGAGCCAGGGCGUUCCGGAAUGGCGAGUUCGCGCGUCGGACACCAGAUGUCGAGCGGACUCACCCCACGGCCGCGUCCAGGUCUCCGCGGGGUCAACGUGGAGGCGUGCACGCGCACCGGUCUACACCCAGAAACGCCCAUCGCGAGCCCUCCCGCCGCUUCCUCGCCGCAGACGUUCCGCGGCAAGCAACUGGACAACCAGCCCGGUCUGGUUUCACGGCGUCGCACACCACGGCUCCGUCGAGAAAGACCCGCGUCUCCACCAGCAGACCCGCGAAAGGUAUUUCCACGUUCCACACGUCGGUGCGUGUCACGAGCCGCCGCGACCUUCGCUCACCGUCGUCGCGCCGCUUCGCCGUCCGGACCACGCCAGACGGACACCACAAGUGGCCUCCGCGUCCAACGGAGACACACCUCGCUCUAGCGCGCUCGUAGCGCUCGUAGCGCUGUGUCGAGGACGGCAGGGAACUCCCGCUGCUGCAUGGCUCUCCCGAGAAACGUCCGACCGGUUGGGAAUCGGGGAAUAUGUGAGAGUGCCAGUUAGGAUAGUACAGCGAAAGCCGUACGAGAAGAUACGGGCUCUAUGUUGGGUGAUGGCAGGACUCCGCCAACCAAGACCCAUGGGAUUAAGGAUUCGCCGCUCGUUCAAUGAGUGCCGGACCCGUUCGAGGCAGUUUGUGGUGUAAUAUCACCGAGACACAGGACAACGAGAGAGAGGACGGCCAACGGGGGGUGGCCAUGAGAGUGGAACGGAUCGUGUCGAUAUCGCUCGCGAGCAGUCCGCGGAAACUGUCCGUCGGGAUGAAGCAGGGUGAGAGCGCGGGGCUUAGCCGUUAGCAACGGAGAGUUGAAAGUGCGGAGUUACGAGAGAGAAGUAAGUCGAGUAAAGGAUUCCACACGGACUCGUCGCGCUACAACUUCCCUGUCCGCAAACAUGUACAUGAAGAGGAGAUCGUGAGAGAGCGUGUCCCGAGCAGCUCGUGACGAAAGACACAGAUCCGAGGAUGACGUCGGGCAGUGCUGCGCGGGGCGUUUCCGUAAGGUAGAAGACGUGCGAGACGAUGUAAGAACUUUGAGGGAAGAGUCGCAAUUCGGAGCAGGCGUACCAGGCGGGGGGGAGAGGGCAUCAUGAGAUUCCCGCGGUCCGCGGGAAUAUCGUCGUUGUGAUCGCGCGUCGCGUCGCGUCGGGUCGGGAACAGCUCUCUGCUUGAUCCGCGUGCGGCGGGUGUUACCGCUCCGAAGAAGAUGUCGGGCACACCUCCGGAGCCGGUGAGUCUGGACUCUGACUUGCCGGAGGCCAGAUCGAGCCAUCUGGCUGGGUCGCGAUUGGAGCGGGACGCGGAGGACGCGGAGAAACGCGAUGAAACGCGAGCGGGGGCCGAGUGCAACGCCGACAGCGACUGCGAGAGCGACACGAGCGAGGUGCUGAGCGUCGGUAGCGAGCCAACGCCGAGCAGCGUGGUUGGGGUGCGCGUAUGCGGCUCCGUCAGGUACGACCGGGAGUCCGCGAGCAGCCGAGGUGAGUUUCGCGAUGAGGAGAACACGAGAACAUCGGCGACGCCGUCGCCGUCCAGCUCCACCAGCUGCAACGACCUCUACUACCAGCGUGCAGCCGGCAAUCACGUACCGGCACCGAGUCCACCCGGCUACAGCCAACCACCGUCGUCCCCUACGGCGUCUUCCGUCAGAUCCCCAGCUUCCUCAUCGGCCACUGCCUCGUCUCCGGGUCGACCGGAAGCCACCCAAGAGGCUAUCGUACCCAGGUACCAAUCCAGUCAUCAGCACCUACUCCCUCGAUACUCCUCCGGCAGGGAAGUCGACAUUUCCGACUAUCCGGCGCGCGUGCAACACGGUCUGAGCCACGAGAUCGUUUACCCGACCGUCGAGAGGCUGCACCGUACACCCAUCAGCGUACCCCUAGUGACGAGACUCUCGUUGUCGCCGCCGUCGGCCAUGACGGUCACCGGGCUCCAGGCGACGACGCCCGUUCUCCAUCCCGCCGCAUGCAGGGACCCGCGGGACAGCACCACCUCGUUGAUGCCGCACCACAGCAGCCAACACCUGCACCAUGCGAACGCCCACACCACGCAUCUGCACCAGGGCUCGCAGGUGCAGCAUGUGCCGGCCAAUUCGGUGCACCAGCAUCGGCUGUCGGUCAGCAAGCUGUUGCAACGGGAGCCCGGCAGCCCGGCGUCACCCGGCGGCACCGGGAGGGAGGAGAACGGACGCACCUUGGCCGCCGCGAACGGCCUGCAGAACAGCAUCGGCCACAACAACGCCAAUCAUCAUCACCACCACCACCACCACCAUCACCACAACCACCACAAUCACCACAACAACAACAACAACAACAACAACAACAAUAAUCUGCAGCACCAGGCGGGUCUCAAGUUCAGUAUAGACAAUAUUCUCAAGGCGGAUUUCGGCCGGAGGAUCACGGACCCAAUCUCCCUGAAGAAAUCGCGCCCCAAGAAGGUGGCCUCGCGGCCGAUCGACCUGACCAAGGACUUCCUCGAAUCGUCCUCCGACACUUCCGAGAGGAACGGCACGGAAACGACGACGACGACGACGACGACGACGACCGCGACGACCAACGCGUCUCCCACCGGCGUUUCGGCCGGAAACCCGCCGCCCAACCCUACCGGAUCGACCGGUACCGACCCUGGCAAGAUGUUGUGGCCGGCGUGGGUCUACUGCACCAGAUACUCGGACAGGCCCUCCUCGGGACGAAGACCGUCCCGUGUUCCAGGUCCGCGCACGAGACGAGUGAAGAGAACGGCCGACGGACGCGGCGGUGGCACCCCCGAGGAGAAACGUCCCCGGACGGCGUUCAGCGGCGAGCAACUCGCGAGGCUCAAGCGGGAGUUCGCGGAGAACCGAUACCUGACGGAGCGACGGCGGCAGCAGCUCUCGAGGGAUCUCGGUCUGAACGAGGCGCAGAUCAAGAUCUGGUUUCAGAACAAGAGGGCGAAAAUCAAGAAGGCCAGCGGUCAGAAGAAUCCGCUGGCGCUUCAGCUGAUGGCGCAGGGGCUCUACAAUCAUUCGACGGUACCGCUUACGAAGGAGGAAGAGGAGCAGGCCGCGGAGCUCCAAGCGAAAUGACGAUUAUAAGCGCGUGCGUGAGAAAGCGCGAAACUUGGCUCGGUCACUUCGCGUAUCCUGAAUUCCGUAUCUCUUUCCCGUUCUUCGGAAGACGUUCUACGCGGGAAUCGAGUUACCCUCCGUUUGAGGCUCCGAUUUUUCGCGCGACCGACAAUUUCGUGAGAAAAAAAACCAAGAAUGAGAGGAGGAUCUAGAAUUCAACGCGAAAGUAUACUCUCUUUUGCAUUUCGGUUGGAAAAAUAUUUAAUACUCGUUCGGACUCUCUCUAAGCGCGAAGUAAUUUUCUUACUUUUGAAACGGAUAACUUUUUUUUUUUUUUUUCCUAAAAAAGUAUGCCGGUCACCACUUGUUGGAAAAUAUCUCUUUUCUGUUUCACUGACUCGCAGAUUUUUCAGAGUAAGUCGCAAACAACCAAAGCGGUGUAAGCCUCGGUGUUAUUUAAGCGGAGACGAAAUGAAUAAUAUACAGUAUAUUUUACUUCGAGUCGCAUUAGCCAGGAGUCGAAUAAAAAAGAAAAAGAAAAAGAAAACAAAAAAAGAAAUUUGCGGAGCGAGGGCCAAAGUCCGCGAGAGAAAUCUGUCAUUUACCUUCCUUACAAAGAAAGACUGGAGUAUUUAUUUCGCUAGACGUACGACUGUAGUACAACUUAUUAGACGCGUUCGAACGGCAAACGGAUCAACCGAAGGAACCCUUGUUUUGUAAUUAGAGCUUCCGAUAUAGGACGACGUUUGGCGGAAAUCGCUCGCCCUUGUUCGACGUAAUAAUCGCGAGAAGAAAGUCAGUUACCGAAAUGACUACGCGAAUAAGCUACGAUCGCCGUUCUUUGCCAUCGCUUAGAAAGACGAAGAGGACACGAGGAAAAAGAAGAGACAAAGAUUGCCGUGCAUGUUCCCGUAUCGCGACAUUUACAUUCGAUACUGUUAAAUUAGAUUUUAUAUAAAUGAAGCAAUCAUCAAUCCCGUCAACAAAAUUUUCUAAAAUAUUGAGUAUUCAAUAAACAAUGUCCAAGAAAUAAACAGCUGUUCAUUAAUAAUACCAAUAUCUUGAAUAGAAAUCAAUUUUUUCCUACUACAAUGCCUUAAUUUCAUAUCCGAUUCGACUUAAAAAAAUUAAAUACAUUUGAGUCGGCGUCUGCGGAGGCAUGUUGCGGUUAUUUCAAUCACGAGGGAGAUUAACAAGUGCCAUUUUCUGCAACUUUUCCAGCAAAAUUAUUUACGUGAAAACGCAGCGAGGCAAAAUCGCCUCUCUCACUCUCUCUCUCUUGUGACGAAAAAAAAAAAAAAAAAAAACAAAUUGAGAUUGUAAUCGAGAUUGUAAUGAAUAGGCAGAAAGGAGGGAGAACUUAGCUUUUUCGUUAAUUUAUUGUAAAAAUGUAUAUUAUAUAACGUGAGAGAGAAGACCGGAGUGAUUGCGACGUGCAAUAGAACAUUAUACAUAUAGAGAAAGGGAGAGAAAGAGAAGCAAAAAUAGAGACGAAGCUAUGUAUAGGUGUAUUGUAUAUGUAACCCGCGCGGAACAACAUUGUACAUAAUUUACCAUUUAGUGGCGACAUCGUCCCGAUAGACUGUUUAAAAAUUGUAACUUAGUUAUUUAUUUACCUACAAUAUACGCGAAGCGUAGCGAAAGCAUGCGCGUGCGUGCGAAAACGAUCUACACAAAGACCGAUCAUAAACUCUUGUAAGAUUAUUUAAAUUCGAAUUAAAUAUUCCCAUUAUAUAUAUCGAAA
Harpegnathos saltator (Jerdon's jumping ant) is the source of this 4888-nucleotide messenger RNA. Its product is annotated as transcription initiation factor TFIID subunit 1. Gene Ontology annotation, cellular component: nucleus. The record is from RefSeq and is a predicted model, not a curated record. Gene Ontology annotation, molecular function: DNA-binding transcription factor activity, RNA polymerase II-specific; RNA polymerase II cis-regulatory region sequence-specific DNA binding. NCBI's taxonomy places the organism in Eukaryota, Metazoa, Arthropoda, Insecta, Hymenoptera, Formicidae. Gene Ontology annotation, biological process: regulation of transcription by RNA polymerase II; multicellular organism development; neuron differentiation. The coding region runs from base 1306 to 3162 and encodes 618 amino acids. The transcript has 3 exons.